AUGUGGGCAGCAGCUACUGUGUUCUCCGCUAUCGUGACUUUGGUUAACGCUGCCGCAUGGAAUGUUCGGGCCCAUGUUGGCCAAAGCGUUGCACUUAAUAUUGGACCUGGUGUUGUGACAUGGAAAAGGCAAAGACCAGGGUACCCAGCCGAGUACAUUGAGUAUUGUGAGCCAGAAGAUAAAAGGGCUAUAUGCGGUCAAUUUGUCACAGCGAACAACAAAGUGAUUUUUCCUGUAACCAAAGCACAUGUGUACCGAAAUGGCUUACUUGAGAUCUAUUCGUACAAGCCAAGUGAUGCUGGCGAUUACUCGUCUCCUGAUCAUGGGAUGGAAGAAGUAACAAAACCGGAUGGAAGCGUCGCUGGUUAUCUCGCUGGCCCAUUGAUUGGGCUUGAGACUUAUCGAAAAUGAGCAAAUUCAGUGAUCAUCUUCUC
Cylicocyclus nassatus is the source of this 434-nucleotide messenger RNA. NCBI's taxonomy places the organism in Eukaryota, Metazoa, Nematoda, Chromadorea, Rhabditida, Strongylidae. The record is from the annotation of a GenBank genome assembly.